AUGUCCGGGUUCGAAAUCGCUGGCGUGGUGCUUGGCUUAUUUCCGAUCGUCUGCGAUGCUGCUAAAGACUUGAGAGGUGUUGCAAAGGACGCUCAGUCGUGGUGGCAGUUCCAGACCUCGUUCGACGACUUCAUCGCACGACUUUACACAGAGCGCGUGUACUUUGAUCAAGCCAUUGUUGCUCUGUUGGAUCCGCUUCAGGACCUCUCAAAUCAGGAACUGGAAGCUCUUCGAUAUAACACCAACCCGAACCUCUGGCAUGAUCCCCACAUCCAGGCAAUGCUCACCAGCAGGAUUGAUCCCUCUCAUCUUUCAUGGUUCAUGAGACAAUUGAAGGAUAUCAUCGAUGCCUUAAAAGAGCUACGAAAUAUGUUGCCGUUUGAGAGGGCCUAUCAAUUGGAUAGCACAGACUUGGAAAGCACUCUUUUCAGGCUUAGAAUUAGCUUCUCACACAAAAAAGACGAACUCCUUGGAACUAUUAAGAAGAGGAACGAAGAACUACGCAACUACCUCAGUAUGUCAUCACAACUUCACAUGAGUCGAUCUUCGCUUCAGACACCGACGAAAGACACGUCAAAGCUGGUCAGAUCUCUGAAAAAGCAUCAAGAACAGGCGGAGUCCGUCUUCGGUGGCUUCAAGAGUCAAUGGAUCUGUAACUGCAAUCUUGAUAGUUGCCAUUCGUGUGGUAUCUCCACGGAAGGGUCGGAUAUGAGACUCCUUCUAAAUGGGGCGAGGAACCAGUAUCUAAAACUCGAGGUGAUAACGCGAAUCGAGAUGCAACGGGUGAAUGAAUUAACUUCUGAACCAACGGCGGUCCCUACGCAAGCUGACUUGGAAUGUUUGACGCAAAACUCUCUCAGAAAACGCAUAUCCAAUAACAUGAGGAAACAAGGCAAGAGCAUCAGCAAACUUGUGCCUUCAACCUUGUUUUCCCUGUCAAACCCAAACAAUGCUAGAGUUGAUAACAAAUACGACAAAGGCCUUGAGAGGGCAACUGAAAAGCUCAAGAAACGACAACAGCAAGAAGACAGUAAAAAGAUUUCACGGAGUCCCAAAGUCCAGUUCAACUUGCCCCCAGAACCGGUUGCAACUCCAACUACUCCCACCGCUGUUAACCGCAUGGAUCAAGCAAUCAGCGACAUGUGUAUUACCAUUGAGACACCAAGUCAAGAAUCCUGCCUGGGAUUCUUAGAACUUUCGGAUGCUAAACUAUUCUUGCAUCGAGACCCUGGAAAUUAUCCAGAGCCUCCCCAAAUGCAAACUUUCGAGGAAUUCCUUAACGAACGACAUCCGCGAGACUUUCGCCUGAACCUGGGCUUAACAGUCAUCAUGCUCAUUCUCAAGCUUGGUCCCUCAUGGAUCCCAGAGAAACCGCUUAAAUCCUCAAUCGUCAUCCUCCAAGCUCCAGGGUGUCCACCACAGCCCUUUAUAUCACAUGCAUCAAUCCACACGACACUUGAGGCAACACCUACGAUGGACAUCCAAAAGGAGAAAGAAAAAACGACAUUUCUUGCUCUCGGGAUUAUUCUGCUUGAGCUGCUCUUUCGUAAAAGCCUAGAGCAACAGUCGUUCUGGGCGACAUUUACUGAUAACGGAAAACGACACGAGUUCACUGAUUUUGCUGCAGCGAGUAGAUGGCAGAAGGACGCUGUGUAUGAAUAUGGUGAGAAGGUUGCAAAUGCUAUUAGCAAGUGUGUCAAUUACACUGUGGACAACUCGGUAAAUCUGCGCAGUGCAGAGUUCUUACGAGAGGUGUGGGAGAAGGUGUUAAGACCAAUUGAAGAGACUUUGGCAUGUUACAAUGGUUCGUAG
This is a messenger RNA of Fusarium pseudograminearum CS3096, 1812 nucleotides long. RefSeq lists its product as uncharacterized. Lineage: Eukaryota; Fungi; Ascomycota; Sordariomycetes; Hypocreales; Nectriaceae. The coding region runs from base 1 to 1812 and encodes 603 amino acids. The transcript has 3 exons. The record is from RefSeq and is a predicted model, not a curated record.